AUGCUUGUUCAUGUCUAUCUCUGGCUAAACUGCUCCGAUCUCCUAUCCACUCGCAAGGUCAAUGGCACCUCGGGCCACUCCUCCAAUCGUUUCAUGUGCGACAAAUGCUAUGCUACCUCGUACGAGCUUGCGUCUCCCUCCUGCUACGACCCCUCUCAGUUCCGCCUUCAAGAAGACUGGCGCCAUCUCAAGUAUGCGUUCAUGGCUCACGCAGACCCUGAGAGCGCCGACGAGAUACGGACUAGGCGAGGCGUCUCUUGGUCCUCGCUUAAUUAUCUACCAGGGUGGAUGCCUUCCCAGAGCGCGCCCGUAGAGUUCAUGCACGGUGUUUUUCUUGGUCUUACUCGACACGUCAGCAAUGUGAUUUUAUACAAGUAUGGUCUCCUCAACGGCAAUCGACACCGGAACCCUCUCGAAAAACUCGAAGACUUUCUGCAAAACCUUCAUUGGCCAGCCGAAGCUGGUCAUCCACCCCCAUGCAUGGCACGUGGGAAGGGUCAUCCCAAAGCCGACCAAUGGAGAAACCUCAUCUCCGUCUUAUUCGUCGGGCUUUUUGUGGCCUGGGAGCAAGACAGCGAAAUCCCUGAUGCGGAUCCACCACCAUCUGCGUCUAACACCAACAAUCGCAAAGCCCAGAUUACAUAUGAGAAGACAGUACGCUCACGACUGCGAGAAGGCCUUCUUUUGUGGGCAAGCAUGCACAUUCAUCUCACACAGUACUUCCAUUUUGUUCAACACAUGGAGGGCCAGUUCUAUCAGUACGGGCCGUGCUACGGAAGAUGGGCUUACCCAUAUGAGCAGAACAAUGGUAAACUCUCACGCAUCAACCAUAAUCGGCACAAGGGCGGUGAGCUAGAGGGGACCUUGAUGCGUCAGUGGUGGUCCAGUACCUUCAACCACGAACUGGUGAGUGGUCUGCUUCUGUAA
Molecule: messenger RNA, 927 nt
Organism: Coniophora puteana RWD-64-598 SS2
Lineage: Eukaryota; Fungi; Basidiomycota; Agaricomycetes; Boletales; Coniophoraceae
Exons: 4
Coding region: 1-927 (308 amino acids)
Source: RefSeq, a predicted model, not a curated record